AUGACUAUAAACAAGUCACAAGGACAAACAUUUUACAUGUUGCAUAAAAUAAAGUCCGUUUAUGUGGAUGGACUAAUGUCAUGCAUGGAUAAGACAUAUAUUUCUUCAACUUGGAGCCAGACUGGGACUGUAAGUGGCAGGCUUUCAGCCAAGCACCCAAAUAUUCAAGCCAUUCCUAAGCAACCUAUUCAGAUCCUCAAGAGUCACUGCUGUGAAGGCAGAAAAUCUGAAAUGGUUAUAAUAUAUCCCCGUAACAUGUUUAUUCCAUCUAAGGGCUACACAUUUCUUACAGCUGAUUUUUCUCAUGUGGAGUUGCGACUUCUGGCACAUUUGUCAUUGGACCCGGAGCUACUGAAAUUGUUUCAGGAUUCUGAAAUUACAGAUGUUUUCACUACUUUAUUCUCACAUUGGAGGGGAAUUCCUGAAACUCAAGUUACUCUUCAGGAACGAGAACAAGCUAAAAGAAUUACUUAUUCACUUAUUUAUGGAGCAGGUAAAGAACGUCUUUCAGGAGAGUUACAUAUCACUUCAGAAAAAGUUACCCAAUUUGUGGAAAGUUUCAUGGACAGAUUUAAAGACAUUCAGUCAUUUUCACGUAGGACCAUACAGCAGUGCAAAGCAAAAGGUUAUGUUGUUUCCAUCAUGGGUCGCAAAAGAUUACUGCCUUAUGUCACAUCACAAGACUAUUCCAUUCGCUGUAAAGCAGAGAGGCAGGCAGUCAACUUUGUUCUGCAAGGUUCAGCAGCAGACCUGUGCAAAAUUGCAAUGAUAACAGUUUCUUCUUACAUAGCAGCUAUUCCAACUCUUUGUGCCAGAAUAUUUCUUUAG
Messenger RNA from Erpetoichthys calabaricus (reedfish), 828 nucleotides. RefSeq names its product polymerase (DNA directed) nu (gene poln). Gene Ontology annotation, molecular function: DNA binding; DNA-directed DNA polymerase activity. The transcript is spliced from 11 exons. NCBI's taxonomy places the organism in Eukaryota, Metazoa, Chordata, Cladistia, Polypteriformes, Polypteridae. Gene Ontology annotation, biological process: DNA-templated DNA replication; double-strand break repair. The coding region runs from base 1 to 828 and encodes 275 amino acids. The record is from RefSeq and is a predicted model, not a curated record.